CGGAGAGGUGCACCAACUGGACAUCCUCGACACGUCCGGCAACCACCCGUUCCCCGCCAUGCGUCGCCUAUCCUUCCUCACAGGUGACCUGUUCGUGCUGGUGUUCAGCAUGGACAGCCGGGAGUCGUUCGAGGAGGUGGUGCGGCUGCGCGAGCAGAUCCUGGAGACGAAGCUGAGCGCCUGCGCGUCGGCCAACAGCUCCUCGUCCAGCCGCAAGAAGGCUGCCAUGCCGCGCGUGCCCAUGGUCAUCGCCGGCAACAAGUGCGACAAGGAGAUGCGGACGGUGACGGUGGAGGAGGCGACGGCAUACGCCAACACCCAGGACGACUGCUGCGUGUUCGUGGAGACGUCGGCGAGGCGCAACAUCCGCGUGGACGACCUGUUCUACGAGCUGUUCCUGGCGGCCGGGCUGCCGCUGGAGAUGGCGCCCAACCACCACCGCCGGCUGCACCCCAGCUUCGGCAGCCCGUGCGCACUGCCGCCGCCCGCGCCGCAGCACCGCUCCAAGAAGUGCUCGCUGUCCAUCAAGCGGCGCCUCAGCGACGCGUGCGGCGUCGUGGCGCCCAACGUGCGCCGGCCCUCCAUCCGGACCGACCUCAUGAUCAUGCGCACCAAGACCUGCUCGCUGGGCAGCAGCGGCGGCGGCGGCGGCAGCCGCGACGCGGGGCUCGCCGGCUCGGGGGGCGCGUCGCGCCUCGCCGCGCUCGUGCGCAGGAGCGUCGGCAUCGGCGCCGCCACCGGCGACGACGUCGGCCGCUGCGUCGUCCAGUGA
This is a messenger RNA of Schistocerca nitens (vagrant locust), 772 nucleotides long. RefSeq names its product GTP-binding protein Rhes. NCBI's taxonomy places the organism in Eukaryota, Metazoa, Arthropoda, Insecta, Orthoptera, Acrididae. Gene Ontology annotation, molecular function: GTP binding; GTPase activity. The coding region runs from base 59 to 772 and encodes 237 amino acids. The record is from RefSeq and is a predicted model, not a curated record. The transcript has 3 exons.